Messenger RNA from Cuculus canorus (common cuckoo), 3669 nucleotides. It is a transcript of the gene LEPROT, whose product is annotated as leptin receptor overlapping transcript. The coding region runs from base 141 to 536 and encodes 131 amino acids. The record is from RefSeq and is a predicted model, not a curated record. Gene Ontology annotation, biological process: late endosome to vacuole transport via multivesicular body sorting pathway; negative regulation of growth hormone receptor signaling pathway. The transcript has 4 exons. NCBI's taxonomy places the organism in Eukaryota, Metazoa, Chordata, Aves, Cuculiformes, Cuculidae. Gene Ontology annotation, cellular component: endosome.
AGGGCGUGGUGAGUGCCCGGCAGGCGGGGUGCCUGCAGUUUAAGGCGGCUGGUCACGUGCCGGUAGGAGGAGCGGCCAGUGACCGGAAGGCGGAAGUAGCUCGCAGCGAGCUCGGCUCGGCGUCUUCCAGUGCCCCAGACAUGGCGGGCAUCAAAGCUCUCGUGGCGCUGUCCUUCAGCGGAGCCAUCGGGCUGACAUUCCUCAUGCUGGGCUGCGCCCUGGAGUACUACGGUGUAUACUGGCCUCUGUUUGUCUUAAUAUUUUACUUCAUCUGCCCCAUUCCCCACUUCAUUGCAAAAAGAGUGAGUGAUGACAGCGACGCAGCCAGCAGUGCUUGCAGGGAAUUGGCAUAUUUCUUCACGACUGGGAUUGUUGUUUCUGCCUUUGGAUUUCCUAUAAUCCUUGCGCGGGUUGAAGCGAUCAAAUGGGGAGCCUGUGGUCUGGUGCUGGCUGGCAAUGCUGUCAUUUUCCUUACUAUUUUAGGCUUUUUUCUUGUGUUUGGUAGAGGAGAUGACUUUAGCUGGGAACAGUGGUAGGACACCGCUUGGACGCUGGUAAUAUUUUACAGCAUGUAUCACUGUGUGCUCUUUGUGUGUAUCUGUGUAUGUAUUAUAAUGUGUGUGUGUGCUUGCUGAGAUGUAUGUGUGUGCAUAUGCACGUGGUGUUCCACUCUUAGAUCAUAACAUGCUUUUUUAAGAUGUAUUUCAGCCAAAGGGAAAAGGCCCCUGUGACAGCUGUCUCAAUGUAUUCAGUAAAAGCUGGAAUCACUGUUGCAAAUUGGUCCCUUAAGUUUACAAAGCUUAAGCUCUUUUAACCAUUUUUUUACUAUGUAUGCAUUAACUUUUGUUUUGAUCACAGUAGUAUCAUUGAUACAUGUGAUAUUGGUUAGCAGGCCUGGUGGUUUUUUUUCAAAUGCAUAAUCAAAAUAAGCCGAUGUAAAGGUUAUCCAACUUGAUCAGUCUGCUUUGAAUAAGGAUGUAUGAUAUGGGUACUUGCUUUUCAUUUGAGUAAUUGUAAUUUCAGUGUUUUUUUUUCUUGAUAAUGUAAAAACAAACAUAGGUUAUGCCAACUCUUCAACUAUCUAAUGAACGAAAAUGAAAAUAACCCUGGUUAAAAAAAUCCAUCCUUCCUUCCACCUAGGGGUGUUCAUUUAAAAAAUAAUUCUCCCCCCAAGAUACUUGGGCUUUGUCCCUAUUCAAUUUAACAACUGUGGAUCUACUUUGGGAAUAAUACACUUUAAUGCUUAGAGCUGACACUACUUCUCUUAUGUAGGUUCACAAAAGAAGAAACUACUCUCAGGACACUUGCAAUCGGAGUGUAGUGUACACACACCUCUAUAGUCCUAUGUUAAAAUGCCUGAAUUACAAAGAAGUAAGUGUUCCGCUGGGUAACACUGGUUAUCACCUCAGUUCUUAUUACGUUUUAAACGUGCUUAUUCAGCUACCAUUUUUUGUCUAUAAGAAGAGAUUGUUAUAUUAAAGUGCUAUAUUUUUAAAUGGCAUUAUCCUAGUAAACAUUUGCAUAAUCACACUUUAAAAAAGUAAACAUUGUACUUUUUUGACUUGCUGAAUCCUGCAAAUCAUAGAGGCAUGUAGUUUUGUAAGAAUUCAUUCUGAUACAGCUCUAACUCUAGAAGAUGUUUUAGUAAUCUGCAGAGGGGUAAAGGAAGAGACACUUUAGUUAUUCUUUUAUAGGAAAAUGGACAUAAAGAGGUUUCUGCUCUGUGAAGUAAGAAGCUGAAUUCCUGGAUAGGGUAUGUUUAACUGUUGCAAGUUCUUCAGAGCAGCAGAUUACAAACGAGUGUUUACCAUUGUGUGAGUUGUUUCACAGCUGCCUGCUAUCACUUUGUAUAGCUUUGAGGUGAUUGAAUCCGCCCUACAAGAUGUGGCAUCUUCUCCGGCAUAGUGGUUUUUGCCCCCUGAGCUGUAUGGGACUACUUACUCUGCUCUCAACUCUCUCAAUACUUGUGUACUGCAGAAUGGUGUCCUGUGGAUUGCUGUGCUAAGCAAAGAUUAAAAAAAUUAAUGAAUGUUAUGCAAGCACUCUGAUACUGGAUGUUUUGUUCGUGCUCAGUGCCUUAGAAGAAGGAUAUGGAAAUCAUUCUGUGGUCCAAGUAAUAUCACUUAAGUAGGAAUGGAAUAUCACAUUCCAGGAAGGUUAACUAUGUGUUUUAAAUUCAAACUUCAGGUGUGUACAAGGUGAACAGGUCAGUGCUGAGGAAUGUGGAGGAGCCAUAUUUUAUACUGACGUGUCUAGGCUGUCAUUCUUGUAAAAGAAAAAUUGGCAUUAAAAGUUUUCUGGAUGUUAGUGCUUCAUCAAAGACAUAGCAGGAAUAUAUUUGUAAGGAUGCUGUGCAUAAUCGAGUUCUCUUACGGUGUAUUCUUGAUCUUAGUUGAAAUCUGUUGGACCUUACUGAUUUGUAAAGUUCUGCUGUGGAAGUUGUCUGUUGCUUUUUUUUAUGUACCAUGGCUUUUUUUUUCAUUCAAAUUGGUGAACUAGAACAGCAACAAUAAUAACACAAUUCAAGUGCCUGAUCCUGCAAAUGUCCAGAGUCAUUGCUAAGAAUUCUAUUUAAUACCUGUUAAAGUACUCAUGUGCUUGCAGGGUUAGGUUCUUGAGUGUUUUUACUCCUUAGAACUUAUGUACCAACGGCUGCAAAAGAAGUCUACGAAACUAUUCAGCAGCUGGUGAAAUUUUGCUUUCAAGAUGGUGACAUGAAAACAGCUGAGAUAAAUUAUUCUUUAAAUUAGAGAAUAGUUAUUUGUAGAAUCUGUUACAGAUCUGUUGGUAAAUAGUGUGCCUGUGGCAGACGGCGAUGCAGGCAGUAAAGGUAUGACAAUCUAAAAUGAAAAGAACUAAAAAGUGCAGUCUUGGAGAGGUUGCUUUUUUGACAAAUUACUCUAUUUUACUGUAUUUCCUUUGAGGUUACUGUGGUUGGUGGAUACCUCAGGAAAUGGCAAGUAAAUAUGGAGUGGAGAAAGUCAGUGCUUUGUUUUCUUCUUUUGAAGUAGCUACAUGCACUAAUCCUUAAUGUGAACUUCAUGCAGUUUUCAUCAUGGACUUGUAUUUUAAAAUAUUUAACUUUUAAAAAUGUGUUUAACAGUGUUUAAAUAAUGAAAAUCUUCCUUGACCUCUUUAAGAGUAAAUUUGCUUGAAUGAGUCUUCAAUGUCAAAUAGUCGGAGUAAAAGAAAAAAAAGUCAAUGCUUUUUUUUUAUCAGGAGCUUCACUCAUUGACAUAAACCUGGUGCUUUGAUGGCCAGUACUGGGCACUGUCGCUGUCUACCAGUAGCAAUUUACUGUGUUUUCACUGAAAUGGAUUUCUUAUAUGGAAGUGCGUACUAUGUAUCCAGAGUGCCUUAACUGCAAUACUGUGCUGAUUUUGUGAAUGCAUAUAUAUGGCAAUAUCCCUGUGUUUCAUAAUCAGCUGAAAAUCUGUUACUGCAUUUUAUAAAGCUUCCUUGUCAACUAAUGAUGUUUUUUGUAAUUCAGAUGCAGUGCAGCUUUUAUAACUUUUGUAAACACUUUUUAUUUUCCAUGGUUGCCAGGUUCUUGAGAUGGUAAAAUAUUAAAACAUGGAAAGAAUGUAUUCUACUUUUCAAGUUGUCUAAUAAAACUGACUUUUUUAAUUGUCUAAUAAACAUAUCUGGUGCUUUAAGUAUUUGUCUUUC